AUGGUUAGUGGACGGAAGAAUGAAAUUCCAAGAAACAGUAAGAGUGACGGUAGUAAUAAAAAUAUAAAUUAUGGUGAUAAAGAUAAAUUACUUAAUAUAGAUCAAAAUGAAAUAAAAUAUGUUAAAGAAAUUGACCCUGAUAUGAGUGACAUAGAAACUGAAAGUUAUGAUGAUAGUAAUAAGAAAGGUCGUCUUUCUUUUAAUGAUGAAUAUUAUAAAAAAAAACAAAAUAACAAUAUAAAUAUUAGUAAGUUUAAAAAUGAAAUUAUUCAGAAUGAUUUAAUAAAUAAUAAAGAUACUAUUAAUGAUAUAGAUUUAGGUUUAAUAAAAGAUAAAUCUAUCAAGAGAAGAGAAAAUGAAUUUCAAAGAAAAAAAUAUGAUUAUAAAUUAUCACCUCAAAGAGCAGAUCCUUUUGCUGAUAAAAGUCCUUCAUCAGGUGAAAGGACAUAUACAGAUAUUAUGUUAGAAAAUAAAAAAAAAAGUAAAAUCAAAGAAACAUCUUUAAAUUCAUCACAUUUAAUUAAAGAAGGAGAUGAUACCAAUAAGACUAAAGAUAACAUUACAAAAAAAUAUAGUCAUAGAACUAAUUCACAUGAUGAUAAUAAUAAUUAUUAUUCAAAUAAUGAUGAUGAUGAUGAUAGUAGUAGUAGUAAUUAUAGUGAUUCUAACAAAUUAAUAGACAUGAAAAAUGAAAAAAAAAAUAAAACAACAAAUAAUUUAAAAUCCAAAUGGGAUGUUAUUAAAAAUGAAAAGAAUAAUAUAAAUAUUGAUUAUAUAUCUACAUCUGGACUAGAAAAAGGGACAGAUGAUUCUUCACGGGUUCUAAAUAAUAAUAAAAAGAAAAAAUUUUCAAGAUGGGAUAAAAUUAAUAAAGAACAAGAAGAUAUGAAAAGAGUUAAACUAAAUAAGGAAAAUAAUGAUAAUAUGAAUAUACCAUAUAUAGCUAAUAAUAUGAAUACACCAUAUAUAGCUAAUAAUAUGAAUACACCCUAUAUAGCUAAUAAUAUUAAUACACCAUAUAUAGCUAAUAAUAUUAAUACACCUUACAUAUCCAAUAAUAUGAAUACACCUUACAUAUCCAAUAAUAUGAAUACACCAUACAUAUCCAAUAAUAUUAAUACACCUUUCACACCCAUGGCUGAUGCUUUACUUCGAAUGAAAAUAAAAAACGAAAUAGACAUAAGGAAUAGACCUUUGACAGAUGAAGAUUUAAACGAAUUAUUACCUUCAGAAGGUUAUGAAAUUGUAGAAGCUCCUGAAGAAUAUCAAGCUAUUCGUAAUAAUAAAUUAAAGACGAUGUUUAAAAAUACAAUUAUUAAUACUCCACUUUUUCCAAAUAAACCAAAAGGUAUAGAAGAAACACCAUACAACACAAACAAUAAUAUUAAUAUUAAUAAUAAUAAUAAUAAUAAUAAUAAUAAUAAUAAUAUCAAUAGUGAUGAUAAUACAAAUUUAAUGCAAAGCACAUUUAUACAUACACCGUUCUAUGAACUGCCCAAUACUUCUUAUAAUAAUCUGAAUGAACAGAUUAAUCAAGACGAAGAGUUGUGUCAAUUAAAAUAUAAACAACUAGAAAUGAACAACCCCCAAUUAUUAAAUGAACUUAAAUAUAUACAAUUAAAAAAUGAAGAUUAUAUAUAUUUUAGUAAAUUGUUUGAAAGUGUUAAUGAAGAAGAAUUAUCACAAGAUGAAUUAAAAGAAAGGAAAUUUAUGAUCUUAUUAUUAAAAAUAAAAAACGGUACACCUUCUAUAAGAAGAACAGCUUUAAGAACUAUAACUGAAAAAGUUAAAGAAUUAGGUCCUGAAAUUUUAUUUAAUUUAAUAUUACCAUUGAUGAUGCAAAAUACAUUAGAAGAUCAAGAAAGACAUUUAUUAGUAAAAGUAAUUGAUAGAAUAUUAUUUAAAUUAGAUGAUUUAGUUAGACCUUAUGUACAUAAAAUACUUGUAGUUAUAGAACCUUUAUUAAUAGAUGAAGAUUAUUAUGCAAGAGUUGAAGGUAGAGAAAUUAUAAGUAAUUUAGCUAAGGCAGCUGGAUUAGCAACUAUGAUAGGAAUUAUGAGACCAGAUAUAGAUCAUCCUGAUGAAUAUGUUAGAAAUACUACUGCACGAGCAUUUGCAGUUGUUGCUUCUGCAUUAGGAAUUCCAUCUUUAAUAUUAUUUUUAAAAGCUGUUUGUCAAUCCAAAAAAAAUUGGGAAGCUAGACAUACAGGUAUAAAAAUAGUACAACAGAUAGCUAUAUUAAUGGGAUGUGCUGUAUUACCACAUUUAAAAGAUCUUGUUCAAAUAAUAGCACAUGGAUUACAUGAUGAACAACAAAAAGUCAGAACUAUAACAGCAUUAGCUGUAGCAGCAUUAGCAGAAGCAGCAGCUCCAUAUGGAAUCGAAGCAUUUGAUUCUGUUUUAAGACCCUUAUGGAAAGGUAUUACAGAAUAUAGAGGUAAAGUGUUAGCAUCCUUUUUAAAAGCCAUUGGUUUAAUUAUACCCUUAAUGGAUUCAUAUCAUGCAAAUUAUUAUACUAAAGAAGUUAUGGUUAUACUAAUAAAUGAAUUUAAUUCACCUGAUGAUGAAAUGAAAAAAAUUGUAUUAAAAUGUGUAAAACAGUGUAUACAAACAGAAGGUGUUGAUAAAGAAUAUAUAAAUCAAGAAAUUGUAAAUCCAUUCUUUGAAAAAUUUUGGAAUAUGAGAAAUUCAAAUGAUAAAAAAAGUUUUACAUUAAUUGUAGAUACAACAGUAGAAAUAUCAAAAAAAAUAGGAGCAAGUUCUGUUAUUUCAAAAAUUGUUGAUGAUUUAAAAGAUCCAUCAGAACAAUAUAGAAAGAUGGUUCUUCAAACUAUACAGAAUGUUAUUAAUGAAUUAGGUGUUGAUGAUAUUGAUCAAAAAUUAGAAGAACAAUUAAUAGAUGGUAUGUUAUAUGCUUUUCAAGAACAAACUUCUGAAGAUUAUUUUAUUUUAUUAAAUUCAUUUGAUAUUAUUUGUAAUAAAUUAAAUAUUAGAAUGAAACCUUAUCUACCACAAAUAGCUGGAAUUCUUAGAUGGAGAUUAAAUACACCACUACCAAAAGUAAGACAACAGAGUGCUGAUCUCAUAUCAAGAAUUUCUAAACUUAUAAAAAUAUGUGAUGAAAAACAAAUGUUAGGACAUCUAUCUUUAUAUCUAUAUGAAUAUUUAGGUGAAGAAUAUCCAGAAGUAUUAGCUAAUAUUAUUAGAGCUCUAAAAUCUAUUUUAGUAGUAUUAGGUGUCCAAAAUAUGACACCACCUAUUAAAGAUCUAUUACCAAGAAUUACACCUAUCUUAAAAAAUAGACAUGAAAAAGUACAAGAAAAUGUUAUAGAUUUAAUAGGUAUCAUAGCAGACAAAGCAGGUGAUCUAGUUUCUCCAAAAGAAUGGGAUAGAAUUUGUUUUGAUUUAAUCGAAUUAUUAAAAUCUAAUAAAAAAUUAAUUAGAAGAGCUACUAUACAAACAUUUGGUUAUAUUGCACGUACUAUUGGUCCAUUCGAAGUUCUUACUGUUUUAUUAAAUAAUUUAAAAGUUCAAGAAAGACAAUUAAGAGUCUGCACAACGGUCGCUAUUGCAAUUGUUGCUGAUACUUGUUUACCAUAUUCAGUACUUGCAGCUUUAAUGAAUGAAUAUAAAACACAAGAUAUGAAUGUUCAAAAUGGAGUACUUAAAGCUUUAUCAUUUAUGUUUGAAUAUAUAGGUGAAAUUGCUAAAGAUUAUGUUUAUUCAGUUGUCACGUUAUUAGAACAUGCAUUAAUGGAUAGAGAUCUUGUUCAUAGACAAAUAGCAACAUGGGCAUGUAAACAUUUAGCUUUAGGAUGUUUUGGUUUGAAUCGUCAAGAUGCAUUAAUACAUUUAUUAAAUUAUGUAUGGCCAAACAUUUUUGAAACAUCUCCACAUCUAAUACAAGCUGUAAUAGAUUCUAUUGAUGGAUUCAGAGUUGCUCUAGGACCAGCUAUUAUUUUUCAAUAUCUAGUUCAAGGAAUAUUCCAUCCAUCUAGAAAAGUUAGAGAAAUAUACUGGAAAAUUUAUAAUAAUGUUUACAUAGGUCAUCAGGAUAGUUUAGUUCCUAUAUACCCACCGUUUGAAUUAUUGAAUGAUAGUAGCUUUGCAAGGGAUGAGUUAAGAUAUACUAUAUGA
This is a messenger RNA of Plasmodium adleri (nom. inval.), 4137 nucleotides long. Its product is annotated as splicing factor 3B subunit 1, putative. Gene Ontology annotation, molecular function: mRNA binding. The coding region runs from base 1 to 4137 and encodes 1378 amino acids. Gene Ontology annotation, biological process: spliceosomal complex assembly. Lineage: Eukaryota; Apicomplexa; Aconoidasida; Haemosporida; Plasmodiidae. The record is from RefSeq and is a predicted model, not a curated record. The transcript has a single exon. Gene Ontology annotation, cellular component: catalytic step 2 spliceosome; U2 snRNP; U2-type prespliceosome.